Molecule: messenger RNA, 2034 nt
Organism: Acomys russatus (golden spiny mouse)
Lineage: Eukaryota; Metazoa; Chordata; Mammalia; Rodentia; Muridae
Gene: Wbp11
Product: WW domain binding protein 11
Exons: 11
Coding region: 33-1961 (642 amino acids)
Biological process (GO): mRNA cis splicing, via spliceosome
Cellular component (GO): spliceosomal complex
Source: RefSeq, a predicted model, not a curated record
AUUUGAUGAAGUAAAUCACAUCAGCUGUCAACAUGGGACGGAGAUCAACAUCGUCCACCAAGAGUGGGAAGUUUAUGAACCCCACAGACCAAGCGCGAAAGGAAGCCCGGAAAAGAGAAUUGAAAAAGAACAAAAAACAGCGCAUGAUGGUACGAGCUGCGGUGCUAAAGAUGAAAGAUCCCAAACAGAUUAUCCGGGACAUGGAGAAACUGGAUGAAAUGGAGUUUAACCCAGUGCAACAGCCACAGUUAAAUGAGAAAGUACUAAAAGACAAGCGUAAAAAGCUGCGGGAAACUUUUGAACGAAUUCUACGACUUUAUGAAAAAGAAAAUCCAGAUAUUUACAAAGAAUUGCGAAAGCUGGAAGUAGAGUAUGAGCAGAAGCGCGCUCAACUGAGCCAGUACUUUGAUGCCGUCAAGAACGCUCAGCAUGUAGAAGUAGAGAGCAUCCCCUUGCCAGACAUGCCGCACGCUCCUUCCAACAUCUUGAUCCAGGACAUUCCACUUCCUGGUGCCCAGCCACCCUCCAUCCUUAAGAAAACCUCGGCAUAUGGGCCUCCAACUCGAGCAGUUUCUAUCCUUCCUCUCCUCGGACAUGGUGUUCCACGUUUGCCCCCUGGCAGAAAACCACCUGGCCCUCCACCUGGCCCACCACCUCCUCAAGUUCUGCAGAUGUAUGGCCGAAAAGUGGGCUUUGCUCUAGAUCUUCCCCCUCGGAGGCGAGAUGAAGACAUGUUGUAUAGUCCAGAACUUGCAGCUCAGCGGGGUCAUGACGAUGACGUGUCCAGCACCAGUGAAGACGAUGGCUAUCCUGAGGACAUGGACCAGGAGAAGCAUGAAGACAGCACUGAGGAGAGUGACACUGACAGAUCUGAUGCAGACAGUGAGGGGGAUGAGUUUGGGCACCGUGACGACAGUGAGCGAGACAACCCUGAGGAGAAGAAGUCAGGUCUGAGUGUCCGAUUCGCUGAUAUGCCUGGAAAAUCGAGGAAGAAGAAGAAGAACAUGAAGGAGCUGACGCCUCUUCAAGCCAUGAUGCUUCGAAUGGCAGGUCAGGAAAUCCCUGAGGAAGGACGAGAAGUGGAGGAAUUUUCAGAGGAGGAGGAGGAAGAUGACUCUGAUGACUCUGAAGCAGAGAAGCAGUCGCAAAAGCAGCAUAAAGAGGAUUCUCACCCCGAUGGCGCAUCUGCUGCCUCUUCACAGCAGCAGGCUCCUCCACAGUCUGUUCCUCCUUCUCAGAUACAAGCACCUCCCAUGCCAGGACCGCCGCCUCUUGGGCCACCGCCUGCCCCACCCUUACGGCCUCCUGGACCGCCUACAGGCCUUCCUCCAGGGCCACCUCCAGGGGCUCCUCCAUUCCUGAGACCACCUGGAAUGCCAGGAAUCCGAGGGCCUUUACCACGACUUUUGCCUCCAGGACCACCACCAGGCCGACCUCCUGGCCCUCCCCCAGGUCCACCUCCAGGUCUGCCCCCAGGUCCCCCUCCUCGAGGACCCCCACCAAGGCUACCUCCUCCUGCACCUCCAGGUAUCCCUCCUCCUCGUCCUGGCAUGAUGCGCCCACCCUUGGUGCCUCCUCUGGGACCUGCCCCACCUGGCCUGUUCCCACCAGCUCCCUUGCCCAACCCAGGGGUGUUAAGUGCCCCACCCAGCCUCAUUCAGCGACCGAAGGCGGAUGAUGCAAGUGCAGCUACCAUCGAGAAGAAAGCCACAGCAACCAUCAGUGCCAAGCCCCAGAUCACCAAUCCCAAGGCCGAGGUCACACGGUUUGUGCCCACUGCAUUGAGAGUGCGCCGGGAGAAUAAGGGGGCUACCGCUGUUCCCCAAAGAAGGUCAGAGGAUGACUCUGCUGUGCCUGUUGCCAAAGCAGCCCCCAGAUCUGGUCCUUCUGUUCCUGUCUCAGUACAAACUAAGGACGAUGUUUAUGAAGCGUUUAUGAAAGAGAUGGAAGGGCUACUGUGACGGUCUCGUGCCGGGACAGGCUUCUGUUCAGAGCACUGGUGUGUGGAACAAGAGGCUCUGUUUAAACUUAGGA